This is a messenger RNA of Xyrichtys novacula (pearly razorfish), 7228 nucleotides long. NCBI's taxonomy places the organism in Eukaryota, Metazoa, Chordata, Actinopteri, Labriformes, Labridae. The record is from the annotation of a GenBank genome assembly.
UUGACGGAAGCCCUAAGCAGAUACACCUCCAUUCAUUUUAUUUUCUUCUUUUUUAUUAUAUAACAAGACAAAGGUUUAUGCUUCUAAAAAAACGGAAGUUCAUCAAGUUUCCACUAGAGGCUUUUCCCAAAAGUGAGUCAAUCCCCAUAAGGCCCAAGUUUACCCAAACCUUUAAAGGACCAGCUCUCUGUAGACCUUAGUGAACCCAGCAGACCAGGAUCUGGAGUUUCAUUCCGUCCUGAUAGAGGAUUUCAGCUGCUGAACAGUUCAGGGUCUCCUUGGUCCUGUUUUUGGGGUCAUGAUGCUCCAAAUGUUUUCAAGUCAGGACUGCAUCAGUCCAGUUCCUCAGCAGGACUCUUCUCCUACAGAGUCAUGCUGUUGUCAGAAUGUGGUUUGGGAUCAUAUGAAGGUCUUCCCUGAAAAUAGCUUUGUCUGGAUGGACGCAGAUGUUGAUCCUAAACCUGGAAAAAUUGUUCAGUAUUAAAGGGAUAUUCUGGCAUAACAUUAAUUUAGGGUCAAACACACCAUAACACUGAGUUAGACACCCCCUCCAGAGAUGAAUGUUGCCGACCGCUUGCUUCUCUAGUUAUACCAACUUUAGUAACGACCCAAUUUUACGCCGGAAUAUCCCUUUAACGUCAAUUUCUCUGUUAACCUCUCUUGUGGAUUUUGGCGCCCCCUGUGGAUAUGGUUCUUGCCUUCCUUGUGGUUCUCAAUUAAAUUUGUCACUCUUGAAUUUAAAGACUACCUGAUGGUUCACAAACUUUUGAGUAAACUUGAUAAACCAGUUUAUCAGACCGGUUUGGUCUUCCUGUUGGGGGUUAUUGGUCUGUUAUUUCACCCUCAGAGUCUGGGUUAGAGACUUUUUGAAGUAUAGAUUAUUUUACAUCUAAAUUUCUGAACUGAAUCAUCUCAGAUUUUUACUCCAGUGUUGUUUAAUUCUGUAUUUUUGCAGUAACCUCAUUUUCCAUCAGGCGGCAGCAGAGCGACGGAAGUCAACCAUGUUGACUACGCGUCACUACGUCAUCCCUGUGCGACAUCAGCCGGCUCCGGACAGCUGGUUUUGGUUCGAUAAAAGAGUGGAGGAGGUUCGAGGGUCUGAUAAGUUCUGAUAAGGAGCAGGUCAAAGAUCGAUGGUUCAGACUUGUUUUUAAGUAUUUAAAGUUGAAUUUUAACUCUCAGUGAGUUCAAAUUAAUUAACCGGAAAUCUGGAGCUGCACGUGCACUCAUUUUAGAGAAAUUAUCAUCAAAUAAAACUUAAAAAAAUAUAAAAACAAUUGAAAACGGAUCAAGAACUUCCUGGAAAUGUCCACACACGGAAAGAAAAACGGCAUACCUGACAGGUAAGAGACAGUGACCUGUUUUCAACCUUUACCUGCUUCGUUAUUUAUCAGCCUGAUUUAUCGAUAAUCAGUAUUUACCCUGAUUGAUUAAAGGUGAUGGGGGGUUGAAGGGGUUUGUGCAGAUGUGGGACAUUAAAUAAAAACAGUAAAUAUAUAAAGUAAACUGAUGAAAACAUGUGGUUUGUUUGUUUAUUAUGGAUCCCCAUCAGUUCGGACCUUAGUCAGGACUAUUCUUCCUGGGGUCCAGACACUGAUACACAACUGUCAAUACAUCGUACAAUAAAUUACAGACAAUAAAAUACGAUUAUAUCAAUAAAAAUUUACAAAUGCGAAACGACCUUUAGUUUUCAAAACCUAGAAAAAUUAAAUUUCUUUACUAAUAAUGGCCUCUUUAAUUUUCUUUUUGAAUCUCCAUUUGCUUUCAAUGUUAAUCAUAUGUGGUAGAUGCCGAUUCCAAUAUUUCACUGCUCUAUACAGUGCAGUUCUCUUCGGAGCCUCUGUUCUUGGUAGAGGCAGGAUGAAAGAAGCGUUGAAGGCAUGCCUGGUUACAUAGCCAUGCCUAUUGUUAGCCUGAAGCCGCAACACUAAAUUAACAGUAGGGAUGUGCCGAUAUACGAUUUAAUCGCAAUAUGCGAUAUUAAACGGCCGAUGAAAUCGUAAGGUACUGUAAUAAUCGCUCCACAAUUAUAAUGUGAAGACGAGUGGCAGCAUCAGUCAGCGGAGGCGAGUGAAGCCGAGUAUUUACCAACCUAACCCACUUGUAGUCUUACCCACGGUGUCAAAGCCUCGGUAGCAAAAUGUACAAACAAACCACCACAAAAGUAGUCCCAAAUCCAAAUGAACAAAAACGGGAACAUUAAAAGAGAAAGUGAACAAAUUUUAUAACAAAAUGAGUGGCCACCCACAAUGCACUGCGGCCACUCAAAGCACGAUGGGAGCAUGUCCACAAUGCAUCCCAUCCGCUCAUUAGCUUCUUAAAGUGGAGGAGAUAUGAUCUGAUAGUUUAAAAACACGAGUAUUGGAUCACGACAACAUGUCAAAUGGAGCAGCAAACUUUCAUUCUUUUUUUAUGUGUCCCAAAAAUGCACAUAUAGAGAUGUACUUGGGUAUAUAAACUGUGCAGUAAGCUAUUGAGGUAGAGAGCAUUACAUUUUCGGGACAGGGAAUAUCCCGAAUCAGAGGGCUAUUGUUUUCGGUUUAUCUGAAUAGUCUGAAUGAAAUCAUUAAAGGCACACGCUUUAGAAUUCAUCCAACAGUGAGGAAAACUCUGACUUUUCGUCUUAUGUACUUUCGACCGCGCUCCCGGGGUGCAUUCAACAGCAGGGGUGCAUUCUACGGCAUAACAUUUUGUUUUUAAAUGGCCAGUUUUAAAGCAUCUGUACUAAAAACUAAAGAAACUAGAAAUUAGUUCAUCAUUUUAUUAAACAGAUCUGUUGUGUUGCCAGUUUUUAAGGGCACCGAACACUGACAUACCUUACACAUCAGCAUAAUUUCUCAACGUCACUUUGGAGAUACCCGAACUGCCACACAACCGACACACAAAAUAAUUUUCGUUCUCAACAAUAACAUCUUCGGAGGAUGACUCAAAGUCACGUCUGACAACUAUCUUGCUGCCCUCAGCACCGCAUUUAGCUUCCCGUUCGGUUGUUCUGUUCACUUCUCUGGCAACUUACAGAGGUAAGCAGGAAAAGCUCGACUCUGAUUGGCUGCUGUGACGCACAAUUUCGCUUUCGCUAAUUUUAAUGCUUCUUGAGACGUUGAUUUGUACAUGUUUGAUAUGUGAUUUCCAAGUAAUUCUGUCGUCUAUGGAGACCCCCAAAAAUGUAAUUUCGUGAACUCUUUCUAUCGUAACUCCCUCUAAUUUGAUGAAUUCUUCUGUGUUUCUCUCCCACAGGUGGCUCGAUUACAGCGCCGUUGGGAAAAGGCUUCAGGGGACACGUUUCAUCGCCUUCAGAGUUCCUCUGAAAGCGGUCAGGAGACUUGCCUCUGAUCUUCAUGUUUCUGUAAAUGUGUUUUUUUUUGUCAUUGGUGUGAUGUUUUCAGGUUAUAAUCCUUGUGUCUCACUCAGUCUCUGAACCGUAAACUGUCGAGACAUGAUGUGUUCGGACCCUGGGAGCUGCUCGACGCUCUGAACAAAGAGAACCAAGAGCUGGGUUUGAUCAUUGACCUCACCAACACCACACGCUACUACAACCCCGCGGUAAAAACAGACACAAACACCCUCAGAGGUUUUUUCAAACUGUAGGAUCAUUUGUUUCUGAACUUAAACGCUCCCUCUGUUCCUGCAGGAUUUACCGGAGUCUCUGCUGUAUGUCAAGAUCUUCACAGCCGGACACGAGAUUCCCAAAGACCACACGAUCCUGAGCUUCAAACGAGCCGUAAGAGACUUCCUGAGGAACAACGCGGACAACGGUAAGAGAGUCAGAGUAUGAUGGAUAAAUAAGGAGGAAAUAGAGUCAUGCAUCGUGGAAUUCAACACCUUUACUUUUGCAGACAAGCUGAUUGGAGUCCACUGCACCCACGGUCUGAACCGAACUGGAUACCUGAUCUGCAGGUGAGCACCCCGUUAAAACCUGCAGAGCUGCUUUAAGUGGGAUUAAGAUGGUGAUUUCACUGACUGUGUGUGUGUGUGUGUGUGUGUGUGUGUGUGUGUGUGUGUGUGUGUGUGUGUGUGUGUGUGUGUGUGUGUGUGUGUGUGUGUGUGUGCAGGUAUCUUAUAGAUGUGGACGGGAUGGAUCCUAAAGAGGCGAUACAGUGUGAGCUCUCUUAAUUUUGAACAAAUGUCUGAGUCAGAGUUUAUUUCUGGAUUAUCUCUCAGAAUUUCUGAUCUGAUUUAUUUUCAGUGUUUAACUCGUCGAGGGGUCACAAGAUCGAACGACAGAACUAUCUGAAUGACCUGCAAACGGGACCGAAGAGGAGGUGACUAAAUGGAGACUUAGAGGAGCUCAAAUACUCUGAUUUAAAUUUUGUUUUUCACGCUCACUCGUGUGUUUUUAUCAUUUUUAAAAACAGUAAUGUGGGGAUGGAGGAGUCCGAGCAGAGACCGAUAAGAGGAGGCGCCACACAUCGACCAUCAGACUCAAACAGCAGAGACGAGAGACAACCUCCCCUCAGUGACUCCAGACCGCACAGGUAGAGAGGAGGAACAGGAACAGGAACUGAACUGACUAAAUCUAAAAGAUGAAACAACAGUCGUAAAGAUCUGGGAAAAAAAUGGAUUUGAUUCAAAAUUAAAAAAAACACUAAAAAAGGUCGGAGAGAAAAACUCGUUCAGUGACAGAAACUGUCCCGUGGUCUGAUGGAAAUCGUGAUCGCUGCAUCGUCCUCUCUGAAGAGAAGAGGGACCACCGAGCCAGAGUCUAAAUCCAGCAUCCCUGAUGGUCUAGGGAUCAUGAUAGUAAUAAAAAUGGUAAUAUAAAUAAGAGUAAAAUUAAUAAUAAAAAAAAAUAAUAAUAAUAAGAAGAAAAGUAAUAAUUAUCAUUAUGAUUACAAUGAUAAGCCUUACAACAAUAAUAAUUACAAUUAUAUUAAUCAAAACUAUAGUAAUAAUAAUAAUUAUUAACAUUAUUAUUAUUACUAUUAUAAAAUAAUGAAAAUAAUAAUCCUAAUAAUUAUUAUAAUUAUAAAAAUAAUAACAUCUACAAUAAAAAUUAUUAUUAAAACUUAUAAUAUAUUUUGAUAAUAGUAAGAAUUAAAAUCAUAAGAUUAAUAAAUUGAAUUAAAAAAUAAUUUAUAUAAUGAAAUAUAAUAAUAAAUAAAAAGGUUAUAUGAAAAAUAAUAAACUUAAUAAUUAUCCUUAUUAUUAUUUUAAUAAAUUAUAAUAAUAACAAUAAAACUUAUAUUUAUAAUUAUAAUAAUUCAAUUAAUAAUUCAAUUGUUAUUAUUAUUAUUGUUGUUUGUGAUAAUAAUAAUAAUAAUUAUUAUUAUUUUUAAUUAUUAUUAUUAUUAUAAUAACAAGAUAAUGGGUAAAGUAGUAAUAAUAAAUAAUUGUGAAUUAAAAAUACAUUUAGUAAUAGUAAUAAUAAUUUAAAUAUGAGUUAAAAUUAUUGUAUCAAUACUAAUAAAAUUAUUAUUAUUUAUAAUAGUUAUCCUAAUUGUAAGAACAAUUAUGAUAAUAAUAUAAUUAUUGAUCAUAAUAAUAAUCACCUAAAAUAUUAUUAAGGUGUCUUUUUCUUUUGUCAGUGUUUGACAGACUACGGUGAAGAUGUUGAUGAUAAUGAUGAUGGUGUAAACACAGGAUAGAUGUUGGUCUUGGUCUCAUGAAGACCAGGAUCAUCUAAAAUCAGGUUUUUCCAGGUGAGCAUGUUUGUCUUUGUCUCUCUGCAGAAAUUUUCCUCCCAGAGACAGAAGCCCUCGCCUACGUCAGCCGUACCCUCACAACGGCCUCCUCCCUCACCCUCCUCCUUCUUUCCUCCCUCCAAUGGGAGCAGACCUCCACCCUUACCCACGAGGCCCCCUGUAUCCCAACAUGAGCCAGUGGAGGAGACCUCCUCACCCAGAGGAGGGCAGGUCCAAGUAUCCUCCAGACGAUCGGGAGUGGAGGACGUCGACCCGCUGGCCUGAGAACAGCAGGAGAGCGCCUCCUCCUCCUCCUCCUAUCCUCCCCCGGUACUCCCCACAGUGGACCAACGAGUCCAACAGCUUCAACAGACAUGAGGAGGACUGGGUCUCUCAGAGAUCGAGAACCAGACACUCUGACAGACAAACACACAGGGACAGACCCAGCUCGUAUAAGAACCACUGAUGUGAGAGGGGGGGCGGGGCGCUCAUCCAAACUCUGCAUGGAGUCUGAACCGGGUCUGAAAACAGCUGGUUCACAUCAUUUAACCCUGCAGCAGGUGGACAAGCUGGACCAUAAUCCUCCAUUUAAAGACAGGAUCCCUGCAGAAACAGCCGAAAAACACAGAUAUCUUUAACAGUAAUCCGUCUUCAAGCCACCAAACUCCAUUGAGAAAAUCAGAGAUUUUUCCUGCUCUGAACACAGGAGUUAUUUUUCCACUAGUGCAGUGAUUAUUCAGGUUUUUUGUGUGAUAAGGAAAUAUUCAGUUGAUUUUAAAUGGACGAAUUUAAACCCCAAACAAAAACAAUCUUACCAACCCAGCAAGUAAAAAUGCCAUUUGGUUGAUUUUUUUCUGUUGAAUCGUCUAAAACACCAAAUAAACCAACUCCUUGUAGGAGUUGGAGGAAAGGCUGACUGGACCGGUACACUAAAUCCCUGAGCCCACCCCCCUUUGUUCUACAUGAUCUAUAGUUCGAUUAGCUGCUGUUGUAAUGUGGUGUUUAGCUUCAUGAAGGUCUAAAGUCUGACUUGGACAGGGUUUUGUUUCCUCGUGGUGAGACCGAACAGCUACCAUGUGGUCCUGAAAUCAUCCAAACUUUCCUGUGUUUUCUGGAGGGAGGAGGAGGGGUAAAAAUCUGAAAAAGCUUCCUGAUUGGACGGCAGAGCUUGAUGUCAGGUUUAGUCCAGGCUUUUACAGGUUUAGUUUGGUCAUCCAGUGAAAUAUGUUUCCUUAAAAAGAGACGGAGAUGAUUGUUUAGACGACAGGAUUAUGUUUCAGACUUUACAGCCUGUUUCUGAGCUGCGGGUUUGACUGAACCAACUUUAAAACUUUUUUCCCCUUUAACAUUUUAAACAAAAGUUCAGGAUCUCAUUAUAAAAAAACAGCAGAAUUUCCCUUUUUCCCUGAAGCCUGAUUUUUGUCCGCUGACGUGCCUUCAAACUGACCUGAAAUCAGCCUUGUGUUGGGGAAGGAGAAGAGCUGUGAGCAUGCUGGAAGUUUUGGACUCUGUUAUAAAAUUAUCUUCUUUUUUUCAUGUGGAAGACACCAGAACAAACCUGCAGACUAAGUUUGAUGUUUGGAGAGAAUAAACUAAACUAAAUCAUC